Mus musculus (house mouse) is the source of this 10730-nucleotide messenger RNA. It is a transcript of the gene Mtmr7, whose product is annotated as myotubularin related protein 7. NCBI's taxonomy places the organism in Eukaryota, Metazoa, Chordata, Mammalia, Rodentia, Muridae. Gene Ontology annotation, biological process: phosphatidylinositol dephosphorylation. Gene Ontology annotation, cellular component: endomembrane system; cytosol; cytoplasm. The coding region runs from base 8228 to 9322 and encodes 364 amino acids. The transcript has 8 exons. Gene Ontology annotation, molecular function: phosphatidylinositol phosphate phosphatase activity; phosphatidylinositol-3-phosphate phosphatase activity; inositol bisphosphate phosphatase activity. The record is from RefSeq and is a predicted model, not a curated record.
UGAUAGAUAGAUAGAUAGAUAGAUAGAUAGAUAGAUAGAUAGAUAGAUAGAUGAUAGAUGGAUGAUGGAUAGAUGGAUAGAUAGAUAGAUAGAGUUUAAAUACCAGGAACCACCGGAGCACACAUGCACUUGCAACCCCCAUCCUGAGCAAGCACUGCGAGGACACAUAAGGACCUACGUAUUCAUGUGGAGAGGAAAGGGAAGGUUGGCUCAUAUGAUAUGGAAGAAUGACGCCUGUGUCUGUGUAUUCAUUAGCAGACAGUAUGCUUUGCAUGCAAAACUUGCUGCCUUACUGCCUACGGUCUACCUGAUCCUGAAGUCCCGUGAGGGAUCAGAUCCUGCUGCCUCCAAGGGCAACCACGAAAGAGGAAGAUGCCGAAGCCACAGAGCUUCCCCUUGCCUGUGAGAACGGCAGGGAUGGGGUGGAAUCUAGGGAAGUUGGUUGUCUCAGUAGGCUCUGUGGAGUUUGGGAUGGAGCUGGACAAGGACGGAGCUGGACUGCGUUGGGGGAUGUGCCUCUGACCUCGGUGACUUCACAGUUCUCUGUUCUAUCAGGGCAGCAGUGUGGCAAGAACCUAAAUGUGCCUGGGAAGUGUCACAGAGAGACCCAGCAUCUUCCUCCUGCAUCCCCUGGUUGACCUUAGUCACUGUGGGACUGGGAACACAUCCGUUGUUUCCUGUGCCCGCAGGGAAGUGAGUGGAUUCAAUUAUAACUUACCCAGUUUGAUUGUUUGUUUUCUACAUGACAGUUGGUGCCACUGGCUGCAACACUAAAAUUUGAUUAAUGGCUGUGGGUCUAGCUUAGUACUAUAAGGCGUUGGGGUAACUUCUCAGCCCUGGGGUAGAUAAAUAUGCAUUUAAAUUAUUAGAAGAAGCCAAUUCCUGUAUCUAAGACAACACCAACAACAAAAAAGUAGUCCCAGCUCUAUGUUCAUCCUCCUUUGAAACAGUUUUCUUGUCUCUUAGGUCAAAGUUCUAACAAUCUAGGUGCAUUCAUCCUAGUUUCUUAAGCAUCUAGAGCCUUUCAUUUUGUCCUUGUUAUAAAUAGUGCAUUGCCGGUAGGAGAAAAGUAGGCUAGCCCAGCUCUGUCAUUGAGAAGACUCUUUAUCGUAAGAAGAGUGCACCGUUGUUAGUCACUGGGGAAACUUCACAUUGGCACACUUUGCAAUUUGUAUUCAGCAGUUUCAUAAGACAGUUUUCCAGAUCAUUACUUUUCUUCUGUACAGAAAGUUGUUCCUAGGAAUAUUUAUAACACAGGCCUCUGCCUUUGGUGUCUAAAUUACCCUGUGUUUGGUGUUUCAACCAUUGUCCUCUGGACAAGCAAGCUGACUGAUGUCAGGAGGGCAGCUUUGUUUCACUCGGAUCAUGGCGGAGCUGCAUCACCCUCUGGUCAUGUGUAGUCGUAAGCAGGGAUAGCUUUCUGGAUGCCUCUCAGGGGUCCUGACCAGUGUUUGGUUACCUGUAAACAGUCUGAGUAAAUUGUAAACCACUGGUGGAGGCUCAGCUGAUGAAGUGAUGCAUGCAGUAAGACCCGCCUUCCAGGGCUUUCUACUUAAAACAGGGAGGGUCCUUGGCAUCAGAGUCUGGGAGGUGGGGCUAAUGGCGUGCCCCCAUGACUCUUACUUUCUUCAAACUUGCUAAAGCAUUGUUUGGGAUAUUACCAGAGGAGAUUAUGGAAUGGAAAGAAGAAUUAUUUGUGUUCUGCUACCAGUGUGUAGGAAGUUCUGUCUGUGAGUACCCCCAGGAUAUUUCAUUAAAAACAGAAAUUUAGGAGUGAGCUCAUACCCUCUGUAGAUCCAUUUCUUGAGGUCAAUAUACAUCAACUUAAACUCUAACUUACAGGUUGUAAGUCACCAAGAAGAAAGGUAUGUUUCUGGUCCACAGAGCAAUUUUUGUAACUUAAUUGCUUUUCAUAGUAGCUCCCCUUUCUCUCACAGAGACAAUUGCUUUCUCCUUCCCUCUCUCCCAUCUCCUUCCUUCCUUCCCCUUCUUCCUAGGUUCACCCCCUCCCCGCCCAUCAGUUCUAUUGCUUGAAUUCCACAAGAAUCUUGUAUUGGUGGGUAUUCUGUAUCUUUGCAGUAUACCACUUAGUCAUUUAAGUAAAAUACUGAGCAACUAUUAGAUGUUGGGGGGUACUGGGGGUAGUGUUGUUCCUCCUCCUCUUCCUCACCCUCCAUCCUGUCUUCCUUCCUCCCUUCCUCCCUUCCUUCCUUCAUUCCUUCAUUCCUUCCUCCUUCCCUUCUUUCAUUCUUUUUGCUGGAAAUGGGGUCCUGCUAUGUAGCCCAGGUUGGGCUUAAUUAAACUAGAUAUCCUUACACUUCUGCCUCCUGAGUGCUGGGAUUACAGUCACACAAGUGCUUUCACUUAAGUGACUAUAUUUGAUUUUCACAGCAGUGUUCUAUAAUGCAUGGCAUCUGUGCUAUGUAAAUAAAGAGUGGUUGUCUUAGGUCAGACAGACAGGAUAAAACUGAAUUGAAAAAGUCAUAAAAAUAUUUGAAUUUGCUCUGAUAAAUUUCAAAGAAUCAUUUCUCAUUAAAAAAAAACCCAGCACUAUAAAGAAGGUGGUAAAAUCAUUGCAUUGAGUAUUUCUGUAGCAUUGAAUUGACUUAGGGUGUGUACACUUUGUAUAGUGAUAUAUAAUUCCUUAACCAGAUUUUCUCCUCUUAGGAACUAAUCCAGAAUAAGGCUUUAAACACGCCCACACUCGGUUAUGAUAGUAGAACUUUGGAAACAAGAUAAACGGUGAACAGUAGUAAGCUAAGUCAAACAGUUUGUUCUACAUUCUUGAUAGGAAAUGUAGGCGAAGUAAGUAAAUCAUUCAGGGUGUAGAGCAGCCUGCCUGUUGCACGAUAUGUGAGUCCUGUGUAUAAAGAAAGGCUAGGGAGAAGUCAGGAAGGAUCCCUAGAUUAGUGCAUGGGGAUCGGGGUGUUUUUCUCGUUCCCCUCCUAGUGACGGAGUAUGUGCCCCGGUUGGUUUACAUACUCAUUGAGCAAUACUCAUCAUCUCUGAGUUUCUGUGUUUCAGGAUUCUAAGGAUGCUCUCUGUGUAGCUGGGGACCUAGAAGAUCUUCUUGAGGUUCUUAUGAGAGCUUUGAGUGUCAGCUGCCUGUGUUCUCAUUAGGAGGCUCCGGCUGGGGAAGUCUGCUCCUGGGCUCAGGCUAAUGGCAGAAUUCAGUUCAGGGUCCCACAUUUGGUUAGCUAGAGGCCACUUUCUAGUUCCGUGCCUGCCACAGUUUCCUGUGUGGUCUUAUGCAUAAGCGAUUGCCAUGUGGCAAUUUGCUUCUUCAAACCAGUUGCAAGUGUUUCCUCUCCAGUUUAAGAAUCUACUAUACUACAGUUUCCAGUGACAUUUGUCAAAAGCUUACUAUUUUUUAAAGGCUGGGUAGCUAGACUAGUUUGAUUAGAGAGUUUUAGGUUCCAGGAAAACCUUCCUCAAUAUGUAAGGUAGAGAGUGAUCAAGGAGGACACCUGAUGUCUAUCCUGGACGUGUGUGUGUGUGUGUGUGUGUGUGUGUGUGUUCAUUCACACAUCCACCAAGAUCACAUCUGGUUGGGCAGUUUCCAUUCAUCCUAAGAAGAGGUUAUUGUAGUUUUCAUUGUGCAAAAUUCUCUGUUCAGGAUUCAGUAUCUGUCAGGAUCAUGUAAUAGAGAAAGAUUUGAACAAAGUACUUCUUAUUAAAUUACCUUGAUCCUUGUUAAUUCCUAGUUCUCAAGCCAGAAAUACAGAGAACUCCUCUACAUGGUAAUACUGACAUAGUGUUUUGGGGAGGUGACUAAAUUCUUGACACUUGUGCUCAAGUGAAUUAUUGUGACCUCUUUGAGGCAGGUGACCUUGUAGGCAGGUGAGGACACAGAUGCACAGAGGCUAAGCGACUCGCACAGCCUCACCAUAGUAAAGUCAGACAUGGCUUUCCCUCAUUUGCAUAAACCCAGUGCCAAACUCUUAGCCACUUAGCUUGAAGGGAAGGGAGGUUGAUCUAGGAAGUGCCUGGGUCUAAGGUGGUGAAAGUCCUAAGGCUGAGUUCUUGAUUGGGUUGCUGUAAAAUUGAGCAGAUCUCCAUCUCUAUGUGUGUAAGUAAUGUAAAUUAUAUAUAUUUCAUAACACUAAAAGAUGCCUUAUGUGGGAAGGGGGUUUUCAGAGGGGAAACCAGGAAAGGGAUGACAUUUGAAAUGUAAAUAAAGAAAAUAUCUAAUUUAAAACAAGAACAAAAUGAAAGAGAAACCCAUCAGCAGCAAGCCAGUACGCAGUGUUCCUCCAUGGCCUCUGCAUGUGUUCCUGCUUCCAGAUUCCUGCCCUGCUUGGUUUUCUACCCUUGUCAUGUAAGAUGAAGUAAAUGUCUUACCCCUUCCUCCCCAAAUAAGAUUAUAAAGUAAUGCCGUCCAUGUGAUUCUGCGUGUGUUCACAAAUAACAAAAGUAAAAGAGUACUUAACUGUCAUUUAAUAAAAUACAACUUUUAGUUUUAGGGAUGGUUUAAUAUACGAAAAAGAAAACAAGAUGCCUUAUAGACUGUCAAGUGUUUGUCAGUGUAAAGUCCAUACUGGUUUCUCUUGGUAAGCAAUAAUAUAUUUUAAAGUGAACACUGAGAUGGUAAAUCCAGCCAGCCAGGUAUUUGAUAGGUCCCAUGCUUUCCUAUAGGUCAGUUUUCUUAAUUUCCUUAUUCAGAAGACAAUUUGCAGAGGCAUGUAUGUGCCAGUCUCGUGAUACAGUCUAUUUCUUCUCGGUAUAAGUGCGGCGUGGUGGCGCACGCCUUUAAUCCCAGCAUCCGGGAGGAAGAGGCAGGCAGAUUUCUGAGUUCGAGGUCAGCCUGGUCUACAGAGUGAGUUCAGGACAGCCAGGGCUACACAGAGAAACCCUGUCUUGAAAAACCAAAAAAAAUUAGCAAACAUGGCAGGCCUGGCUUUGCUACUGUAGAUGACACAGUGACCCUCUCAAGCCGCUCUUUACAGUAUGAGUGGCUUCACUCAGAAACAGCAGUUUCAGACAUUUUAAAUUUUUCUUCUGAGCCAUGGUCUGUUCUGCAGGCUUUCCCAGUUAUUGUUUCCUGACUCGGAGGGGAGCACAGUGGACCAAGAGCGCAUGCUUUCUCUCUCUGUGGUGUUUGCUGGGUGAGGAUUUAGGAUUUCAGCAGAGAACCCCAUCCCCAGAGUACCUCUCACUUCGUAUAGUUCCAUAUUGUGUUGUGACAGCAAGAUUUUGGGUAAGAACAUUCUUAAAAGGGAAUAAACAAAAAAAAAGUACAUAUCUGAUGUGGGAUUAAAGGCUGACAAGAUAGGCUGUUUUCCAUAAGCCUGUUGGUGGAGCUUGGCAGUUGCUAGUGACAGUGUGAUCUCAGAUUUGCUGCCUGUGUGGUUCCUCAGAGUGUUUGCACUAUGGUGGGACUGUGGAAUCCCCAGCAUUCUGUGCGUCUUACUUCACCUUGUGACCUCUACCCCACCAGCAUACCUUCUUCCAUCACCAUCCCAAAACCUACCCUAGUCCCAGCUCCUCUGUUUCCACUUGAGAGUCCCACCAUCAGUUCCUGUUCACACUGACUCUGCGUGCAUGGCAGUUAGGUUUAAGCGGAGACUGCCAUUAUAUGUUAUAAAUCUGUGAACAUGUCUCUGUAAACAGAAUUCAUGGGUGAGGGUAACAAAAUCUACCAGGCAUCCCUCGUGUGGACCUGCCGUCUGGUUGUCUUCAGGUGAGUGUUAGUGUUCUGGCACACAUUUGUGUGGAUAUGCAUUUGCAUGUGCACAUGUACGGUUGUUCUCUGGAUGUACACAUGUAUGUGCACUGUUUCCUAUGCUACUAGCUCAAGCAGUACCAACACAGAUGCACAGAAUUUAAGGUUAACCGCACUGUAAUCAUGUAAUGCUAUAUUAUUAUAAAGAAAACCAGGUUAUUCAAAAAAUAGUAUCUAGAGAUUGCAGAAAAUAUCAUCAAUAAAAGUAGAAAUGUUUUGAAGAAUAAUCUUUGGUCUUGUUGGUGUUCCUUGGAGAAUCUCUCCAGCUGGUAGAAAGUUUUCUUUAGUCUGUGUGGCUGCUGAGGCUGAGGCGUGUAUUGUUGACAUUAUUACGUUAAAUACAAUUCAGAAAUUUAUUCCGAGUCUUAGAAAAAGAGUGAGAUAACAAAGCUGACUUAUCUAACCAUUCCCUUAUGCAGACUCCACUCAUGUCCUUUUUGAGUGGUGCUACUUUCUAUGCUGCCCAGUGAAGGGAGAGUGUUGAGGGCUGGCUAAAUGGCCUCGGAUUCUUACUGCAAAAAGAAAAGUGCCAACAUCAGUAGCCCUUGGGCGUGCUUCAAGAUGGCUGAUAGGUGCUAGAGGCCGUGGGAAGACUGAGCCCAAGCCCCUUUCUUUUUUCUUUUUAAAAUUUUAAUGUGUUCUUUUUGUUUUUAUUUAGUUACUUUUAGUUUUUUACAGUCCAGCUGUUGCCCCCUCCCAGUUUCCCCUCCCACAGUUCCUCAUCCCAUUCCUCCUCCCCCACUAUCUCCAACAGGAUUUCCCCCCACCCCCACCCCCCUGCCAGGCCUCCCUACUCGCUCAGGACUCAAAGGGAGGGACCUUAGAUGAAAUGCCCAGCAGUGGGGAGAGAGAACAUGUAGGUCUACCUCCAGUAGAAAGAUGGCAUCAAGUGGAGGGAUGGGGUUGCCAUCCCACAGUCAAAAAAUCUGACCCAGAAUUGUUCUUGUCUAAAGAACUCUAGGGACAAAAACUGAUGCUCUGGUGUGUUUACAGACAGGAGCCUAACAUGGCUGUCCUCUGAGAGGCCCAACAAGCAGCUGACUGAGACAGAUGCAGAUACUUACAGCCAAGCACUGGACUGAAGUUGAAGACCCUGUGGUUGAAUUAGGGAAAGGCUGGAAGAGAAAGGGGAUGGAGGAGAGCAACCCCAUAGGAAGACGAGCAGUCUCAGCUAACCCAGACCCCUGAGAUCUCUCAGACACUGAGCCACCAACCGGGCAGCACACACUAGCUGGUCCUAGCUCCCCAACCCUCACCCCACCCCCACCUCCCACAACACAUAUAUAGCAGAGGACUGCCAGGUCUGGCCUCAGUGGGAGAAGAGGAGCCAGCCAUGUCCUCCCUCACCUUGUAAAACAUUUGCACAGGAGGCAGUGUGUGGGGAAGAGCAGGUGAGGCUGGCUUUUCUUCUGGGUGACUUUCCUGUUUGUUGAGUCCUAAAGUACACUUUAUAUUGGCUUGUCAUUUUUUGCAGUGUUCUGUGUGCCUGUACAGUAGAAAUGCCCUGUUAUAUAAAACGGUAUCAUGAGACCCAGCGUCUAGCUCCAGGCUGGCAGGUACAUUUCUCUGCAAUCUGUGGCAUAUGCUUCUGAGGUCAGCUGACAUGGACUUUGUUCAGCAAAAUGGUUUGUAAAUAUUGGUUCUGGUUUGGCAACAAGAGUGAACAAAUCAGUAUUUCUCCCUUAUCCUGAGUUUAUCCAAACAAACACAACAGUUUCAUAUUUAAAAGCCUGGGCACUGAUUGUUUCAGUUUCAAGUGUAGCCCCAUCUGUCAUGUGUGUUAAUCAUCCACAGAGCUGUUUGCUUUGAGUGGCCACUGGCCAUUAGGGGAAAACAUCCUCUCAGCUGUCACCUUGCCUGAAGUCUGGGGGCGGGAGGUGGGGGAUUAAUUUCCCAAGCAGAAUUGGUACCCAGGAGCUGGAAGGAAUGAGCUGACAGGGCAGGAGCCCAGAAGCCCAUCCCUCCUGUGACAGACGCUGGUGUACUCUCUCACCCUGCUCAGUUCUCCAGCUCACUGUCAGCACAGGCUGUCUCCUGGUUACCUGCAGAGUCUAGAGACUUGACCUUUAAACUUUCUGUCAUUUCUGCCCCCUGUGGGAAGAGAAAGUAAACAGCCUUUGUCCUGGGCUGAGCUACACAUUUCCAUUGUCCAGAUAUCCCUUAGGCCUGCUAGAUUUUCUGAAAGAAAUAUGUAUGCUAACCAACCCACAGGUCCUGCAAUAUCAACCCAAGGGUAGGCCCCUUAACUGAAAUAACUUCAAGACAGUGUUUUGUAUGGAAGACUUAAUGGAAGCAGCUGACUCUCAUUGCCUCUCCUUGGAAUGUGUGUAUUUUCAGGUUAAGUUGAAAAAUUUGGGCCAUGGCCUGAGGUUGGAUGUUGUAAGCACCAGGCAUCCAGGGAGUAUUAAAAACUCAGAGAGGGUGCUAGAAUCCACCUCCCUUCCUGCUGGGCUGUGUCCUUGGGCAGUGUGUACAGACUGAGUGUGUGAACUUAAAUCUCCCUCUAUGAGUGAUUUCCUGUGGGGACUGGAGAACUCAGGCUGGCUGAGGCACAUCAAAGCCAUCAUGGAUGCAGGGAUCUUCAUUGCAAAGGCAGUUUCAGAGGAAGGGGCAAGUGUGCUUGUUCACUGUUCUGACGGCUGGGACAGAACGGCCCAGGUGUGCUCGGUGGCUAGCCUGCUGCUGGACCCUUACUACCGGACUCUGAAAGGAUUCAUGGUAUUAAUUGAAAAGGACUGGAUUUCCUUCGGACAUAAAUUUAAUCAUAGAUAUGGCAACUUAGAUGGUGACCCAAAAGAAAUCUCUCCAGUAAUCGACCAGUUCAUUGAGUGUGUCUGGCAGCUAACGGAACAGUUCCCUUGCGCCUUUGAGUUCAACGAGAGGUUUCUGACUCACAUUCAGCAUCAUGUUUAUUCCUGCCAGUUUGGGAACUUCCUGUGUAAUAGCCAGAAGGAGAGGCGAGAACUCAAGAUUCAAGAAAGAACCUACUCUUUGUGGUCCAACCUGUGGAAGAAUCGAGCUGACUACCUCAAUCCUCUGUUUAGAGCUGACCACAGUCAGACCCAGGGGAGCCUUCAUCUGCCUACAGCUCCAUGCAACUUCACCUAUAAGUUUUGGAAUGGGAUGUAUAACCGCUUUGAAAAGGGGUUGCAGCCUCGACAGUCUGUUACAGAUUACCUCAUGGCUGUGAAGGAGGAGUCCCAGCAGCUGGAGGAAGAACUGGAGUCCCUAGAAGAAAGGCUGGAAAAAAUUCAGAAAGUCCACUUACAUGGUACCAAAGUGAAGAGUAAGCAAAGUGAGCCCAGCAAACACUCGGGGUUCUCUACCUCAGACCACAGCACAGCCAACACCCCUCAGGAUUACAGUGGGAACAGCAAGUCCUUCCCAUCCAGGAGCCCGUCCCAGGGUGAUGAAGAUUCUGCUCUGAUUCUAACCCAAGACAAUUUAAAAAGCUCAGACCCCGACCUCUCAGUGAAUAGUGAUCAAGAGUCUGGGGUGGAGGAUUUGAGCUGUCGAUCUCCCAGUGGUGGUGAGCAUGCACCCAGCGAAGACAGUGGCAAGGACCGGGACUCGGACGAAGCUGUGUUUCUCACUGCCUAAGUUCCCCUUUGGAGUUCCAAAGUAAAAGACACAGAAACACUUUCAAAUUAAGGGGAAAGUGCAAUUCGUAGUAAAAAUGUUGAGAAAUGGCAAGUUCUAUCCAGAACCAUAAAAUUACAGCUGUGAAAAUGGGGAAAAAAAAGCUCUUUAUCAAUAACCAGUUGUUUUAUCAAAUCAUACUGAAGACUGAUCAUCAUUCCUGAGGCUCAUGCUAGACUAUGAAAAUUAUAUCACUACAAGGAGAGAGAGUAUCUUCACCCAAGGUUGUCCAGACAGUCUUUCCUGGCAUAGCAUGUGUCUGCUUAAAAGCCCUCCUGGUUUCUCCCAUACCUGAUAAUGUUGGGACUUUGAUUUCACUUCCAGUUGCAGGUUGCAUUCAGGAACUUUGACAUUUCCUUCUGCCUUUACCAAUAUUUAAAAGAAAUAAAUAUGGAGAGUACCCUUUUCUGUUAUAAAUGUAAUCAUUUUAUUUUUCCCCUGUGGAGCAUCUUCUGCUUCUCAAAAAAAUGUCUGUCUUUCUUUACCAUGAAUGUAGAACCUAUUAAGCUGAAGCUGGAUUCAUUUUCUCCAUCUCGAAUCUGAGUCCAGACAUUAGCUCUUAGUAGCCUUUUACUACUCUUUCAGAGAUUACACAUAACAAAACUGUGAGCCAGCCAACCUGAUUGCAAACUACAACACUCUAAAUGCAGUAGGUAGUGAUACAUCAACAAGGGAAAAGGUCAAGAACGAGGGAAUUUGCUUAUCAUGUAGUUAUCGCAUGCUUUCUGUGAUAAGACACCACAACCAAGGCAACUAGAAUAAAGGAUUUAUUAGGACUUACAGUUUCAGAGGGUUAGAAUCUACAACCAUCAUGGUGGAAGGCAUGGUAUCAGCCAAGCAGGUAUGGCAUUGGAGCAGCAGCUGACAGCUCACAUUUCAAGACAUAACCAAGAGGCAGUGAGAGCUAACUAGAAAAGGCAUGGGCUUUUUGAAAAUUUAAAGGCAGCUCCCAGGAACAAACCCCCUCCCACAAGGCCACAUCUCCUAAUCCCUCCUAAACAGUUCCACCAACCAGGAACAGAGCAUUCAAAUAGAUGAGCCUUUGGGAGCCAUUCUUCAAACCCCCAACCCAUCUGCUAAACACAGGGAAUAAAGGUUACAGCACUUUUCAUUUUACAAAUUCUAUAGAAAGCUAAUGUUUUCUGUAACAUUAGCAAUAUCUCAUGACCAUGGACUACUGGAUGGCAAUUCUGAAGUUUCUGUUAAAAUGCAUUUAAAACAGGAUUUGAAUUGAGCUUUUGAUCUGAAAACUCUUAAUGGAGAAAUGUUGCUGUGUUUGAACAUACUGAAAUGUUCUUAUUAUAUGAUUUUACAGUGUAAGUACAUUCUAAUAAAGAGAUACAUUUAAUCUUAGUUUUUUAUAACAGUA